Messenger RNA from Anarrhichthys ocellatus (wolf-eel), 3098 nucleotides. RefSeq names its product transglutaminase 2b (gene tgm2b). Gene Ontology annotation, biological process: peptide cross-linking. NCBI's taxonomy places the organism in Eukaryota, Metazoa, Chordata, Actinopteri, Perciformes, Anarhichadidae. The transcript is spliced from 13 exons. Bases 362 to 2398 code for a protein of 678 amino acids. Gene Ontology annotation, molecular function: protein-glutamine gamma-glutamyltransferase activity. The record is from RefSeq and is a predicted model, not a curated record. Gene Ontology annotation, cellular component: mitochondrion.
CAUGCAUCCUCUCAUCAUUAAAAAUCAUUACAGAAAUGACAGUGAACUUUGUGCCUUUGCACUAUUAUUCUGGGUCAAAAACUUCAGAGAAAGUACUUUUUCUUUGCUAACCAUGCAAUUGCACAAAACUCUCCGUACUGCAGUAACGUCACCGUCUGCAAUGAAUCAGCGGAGGAUGUACGGAGGCUACAACGACUCGCGUGCGUGUGAGUAGACACGCACGAAGGGGUGCGUUCUGUGUGGCGUCACGCCCACUAUCAGACCUACAAAUAAGACCCACAAAUAAAACCGAGAUGACGGCGAGAAGUGGCACACUAUUCCCCUCCGAGAUUCACUGACAUCACAGAACACAGCAGCAGUCAUGGCUCAAGCUCUGGACAUUGAACGCUGGAACCUGGAGUGUGAGUUCAACAACAUGGACCACAGCACUGAUCUCAACGGUGCGGAUCGUCUGAUCGUGAGGAGAGGCCAACUGUUCACAAUCAGCCUGUACCUUCGCUCCGGAACCUACCAACCGGGAGUCAGCUCUCUUGACUGCAUUGCAGAGACAGGUCCUCAACCCUCUGAGCAGUAUGGCACCAGGGCCUCUUUUGGUCUGUCUGCCAGCAUUGACACUUCCUGCUGGAGCGCCGCUGUCAUUAGUCCCCCCGGGGACAUGGUGGCCUUGUCCGUCUGCUCUCCCCCUGAUGCACCUAUCGGCCGCUACACACUGACCCUGGGGGGAUCAGGGCGGAUCGAGUUUAUCCUGCUCUUUAACCCUUGGUGCACAGGAGAUGCAGUAUAUAUGGACAAUGAGCGGAGUUUGGCAGAGUAUGUCUUGUCUCAGGAUGGAAUCAUCUAUCGAGGCAGCUACAAACAUCCCAUACCAACUCCCUGGAACUUUGGCCAGUUUGAAAGUGGAAUUCUGGACAUCUGUCUUAGGAUUUUGGAUAUGAAUCCUAAAUGUCUGAAGAAUCCUGGCAAGGACUGCUCAGGGAGGAGAAAUCCCAUUUAUGUUUCCAGAGUGCUUAGUGCCAUGGUGAAUUGUAAUGAUGACAAAGGGGUGUUGCUGGGAAAAUGGACAGAUGGCUACGAAGGAGGUGUCAGCCCCAUGUUCUGGAGGGGCAGUAUGGAGAUUCUGCGCAAUUGGGACACACAAGCCUGUCAGCCUGUUCGCUACGGACAGUGCUGGGUGUUUGCUGCAGUGGCCUGUUCAAUUUUCAGAGCCCUUGGCAUCCCCUGCCGAGUCGUCACCAACUACCUGUCAGCCCACGACAACAACAGCGACCUGGUGAUUGAACACUACAUCGACGAAAAUGGAGAACUCACUCAGUCCAAAGAAAUGAUCUGGAACUAUCACUGCUGGGUGGAGAGCUGGAUGACCCGGCCUGACAUCAAAUCUGAUUUUAAUGGCUGGCAGGCCAGUGACCCUACACCUCAGGAAAAAAGCGAAGGAGUGUACUGCUGCGGCCCUAUCCCUGUCAGGGCCAUCAAGCAGGGCGAGCUCACGUCCAAGUAUGACGCCGCGUUUGUCUUUGCUGAGGUCAACGCUGAUGUCAUCACCAUCAUGAAGAAAAAAGACGGCAGCACAUCGAAAGUUACUAGCACUACAAUGGUGGGCCAGAAGAUCAGCACAAAGAGUGUCGGCAGUGACGCCAGAGAGGACAUCACUCAUUUGUACAAGCACCCCGAAGGCUCUGAUGAAGAGCGGGAGGCUUUCAAGAAGGCUAACCACCAAAACAAGCUGCUCCAGCAGCAGCAAAAUCAAGGCCUACACCUCACUAUCAAGGUGACAUCAGACAUGAGGAAGGGCUGCGACUUUGAUGUAUUCGCUGUGGUUACGAACAACACUCAAAGCGAGAAGAAGUGCCGCCUGGUGUUUGGAUCCUGCGCCGUGUCCUACAAUGGCUUUCUGGGAGACAAUUGUGGUUUUAAAGAUCUGCUCAAUGUUGAACUCUCACCAGGAGCAGAGAGGCGAGUUCCACUCAGGCUGAACUACUCUAAGUAUGGUGGCCCACUCACUGAGGACAACUUAAUCCGUCUGGCAGCUCUGUUGAUGGACUACUCCACUAGAGAUGCAACACUGGCAGUGAGAAACAUUGUCCUGGAUAAUCCUGAAAUCAAAGUCAGAAUCCUGGGUGAACCGAAGGAGAAUCGAAAGCUGGCUGCAGAGAUCACCCUCAAAAACCCUCUGCCAGAGCCGCUGGAGAACUGCUGCUUCAGCAUCGAGGGGGCCAACCUCACUGCAGGAGACGUCAUCUCUGAGAGGCUUGGCUUCUCAGUGGGACCUGGGGAAGAUGCCAAAGUGAAGAUUUACUUCACCCCCACCCACUCUGGGAUGAGAAAGCUGGUGGUCGACUUCGACAGCAACAAGUUGUGUCACGUCAAGGGCUACAGAAAUGUCAUCGUUGGAAAGUAAAGCCUUUCAACCGUUACAGUCAAAUAGACGGCAGUGCUGUUACUCUUAAGUCAGAGUUGUUAACCGUUUAGCCAUCUAAAGAGAAGCAAAGGCUUUUGUUUAAUACAUAAAAUGCUUUUCUAUUCAAAUACCUUAGAAUCUCACUGUAUAUCCUGAUUGCUUCAUGUAUAUCUAUAUUUACUCAGAACCAUAGAUAUGUUAAUGUAAACGCUUUGUACUUAUUAAGGCUAAUCAAAUCUGUGCAUGCACAACUUUUAACAGAAUGUGUGCUGUGAUCUGAAGUGAUGGUUAGCAUUUUAGGAACUAUGUACUAUUUUUCUACUUUUUAAGUGCCACGAUUAAAAGAGUUGUUACACAUGUUUUGUGAUAAUGUUUCAACCAGUCAGACUUUUCACACAAUCUUCGACCUUGUUGGACAAAAUGUGUUCGACUGAGAGCACAAAUGCAACGUGUACAUCUUUUAUUUGCUAUUAAUGCAACAAUCUACCUUUUGCACAUUCUGCCAACAGCAGAGGUGAUGAGGCAUCCGGCGUGGUGUUUGACAAGUUGUUUCAAUCAUGAAUAUAUUAUUUACUGAAGAGAUCAAUUUAGACAGCUGUAGCCAAACAACUAUGAUCAAAAGAGCUGGUCUUAGUUUACAUGUGGGUGACAUACUGCAUUAAAUUCAAACUGUUAACUUCUCUCCUUGUACCUGGGACAC